AUGUGCUACCAGGUCGUUGAAAGAUAUUCUGUUUGUCGUUGCUUGUACUACAAGCAUGCGAUCGACCCCUGUGCAGCGUUGGGUAAGCGGGGUCACGGCAUUCAAGAGAAGACGAUUCUGGUAGGAUACUCCUGUUCCACACAUGGACUCAGCAGGGCCGAAGAACACGCAGUAUCCAUAGAGAAGUCAGAUAUUGUUGAUGAUGCCUCAGAUACAGAUGUGAGCUUGAGUGAUGAUGAGAGCAUCUUUUCCACCUCGAUUGCGUUAAGUAGAUGUACGUCUUUUAUCGCAACCGAUGGGCAAGACACCGUCGCGGAGAUACUAAAAGUCCUGAUCGAGGACCCUGAGUUGAGGUGGGAGAGGCUGCUGUGCUUUCAACCUGAGAUACCGAUUGGGAGACAGGUUAAGGAUGUGCAAUUCUUCCUAGCAGCCUUCGAGAGUGAUCUACGCGCUGAGGCUGAUUCCACUCCGCAAUACCAUGCCUGCGCAUUUCUGCGACGUCGCCUACGACACAUCUCAUCACGAAUAUACGAACACUACGAUAUCGAAGAGAAAUUCAGUUCCGGGGAUGUCCUCUCCAACGACGAGCACGUUUCUGGGUCAUUGCAGCGACUCGAGCCUAUCGGUCUGGAUGAGCUCGAUUCGACGCUCAUGCCUGCCUUCUCGAGCAUCCAAGAUUUCCUAUUCAAUGGACUUGCAUACCAGUCAUUGAAAGAGAACAUAAGAAACUUUGCACAACAUACGCGCAAUCAUGAUGGAGAGAUGAUCGACAUCAUACUGCGGAACAUACAUCCACCAAAAGCGGUUUCCCAUCGUUUCGAGGAUAAGUGGGCAGAAGUGCGACGCGCACACCUAAGUCGAUUUCUUUUCUGCCUUGAACUCGAGGCAGAAGAACAUAAGCUCUCAGCUUCUGAUCGUGCUGGCUUGAAGAAAAUUCGUCAACAUCCAUUCCAGCUUAUCAUGAGAGUCAUGACGUCUUGGACGAGCGAAAUACCCUCAUGGCAUCAUUAUCCACUCAUACCAGGCAUCGAUAGCUGUUUGGCAUACGGAUACGUCUCGGGAACCACAACAUAUAGCCAGACCGAAAUCGAGUCUUUCGAGACGUUUGUAUGCUCAAGCGAAGCUUUUUUGACGCUCGCAAGAACAAUUUCCGGUCUUCCACAUAAGAAUCGAAGGAAGUCUGGGUGUGUUGUAUGGCAGCAAGGGCUUAAUGCUCAGACUCCAUCCGAUGGUAACCUACGUAAAGAUGUGUAUGACACGAUUAGUUAUGAUUGUCCAUGUGGGAAAACCAUCGUCGACAACUACGCACCAUUGUCUGCAGAAAGUGCUUAUAACCGGUCGCGACAACUGAGGUUGCUCUCUGUGCGGCAAAUGUAUCAGCAAGCUGCCUCACAGCACUCGCCGCGAAGCUAUUCAACGUUUACCGUGCGCCGCUUCUUAUCUUACUUUACUGGUACCGAAGCGUCGAGUAAUAUCCCGCUUCCCCAGCAUCAACCCCCUGACCCGACUGCCAAUAACGUGGCGACAAAGCAAUGCAUAACGCAGUCCGGAUCAGUACAGCAUAAACACCACUUCAUUCAUUGGUGUAUACCUUGGAGUCGCUACGCCGUACGCAUGUCUCCACUGCAGUCAUGCCAGAUCCGAUCAGACCUCGACUUCUUCAAGCUCCUGAAACAACGGUAUCUACAGUCUAAAGGAAGAUACAAGAUGUUCCUCUCGUUCAAGAAACCAACUGCCCUACGGUUCGUGAAGUUCCGUUUGUAUCAACAUCAGCUCGUAGAUAUUCACACGACUGAUGACAUACCACCUGAGUCUUACAAGGACGAGUAUGAAUAUUACCCAAUGCCUGCGGAGACCGUUCCUCCAAUCGGCCCCAAUCUACUGAUGCAUUUCUUUACGCAUCCAGACGAGAGCCCCUCAUAUCCGGUAUUACUACCAAGCAUACCGAAACGAAAGAACGACAAGCUCGAACCUUGUCCCAUACGUGGCAGCAGCCUUGGUUGGGGAAUUGACGUCGUGACUGGGAUCGACGAGUUCAAGCUCUUUGCUUUAGGCUUGAUUGGUACGCUGGCAAGCAUGAUUUUUGGAAUUGUGUGGUCAGUCGUGAGACAGGAUAUACAGGGUGGAUUUGCAGUUGCAGGUUUUCUCUUCACACUUUUCGCAUUCGCUAUUGCUAGUUUGAAAGCGCUAGACUUCUAG
Alternaria postmessia is the source of this 2199-nucleotide messenger RNA. RefSeq lists its product as uncharacterized. The record is from RefSeq and is a predicted model, not a curated record. Bases 1 to 2199 code for a protein of 732 amino acids. Lineage: Eukaryota; Fungi; Ascomycota; Dothideomycetes; Pleosporales; Pleosporaceae. The transcript has 4 exons.